Messenger RNA from Schistosoma haematobium, 3033 nucleotides. It is a transcript of the gene ROS1, whose product is annotated as DNA glycosylase/AP lyase ros1. Gene Ontology annotation, cellular component: membrane; signaling receptor complex. Gene Ontology annotation, biological process: cell surface receptor protein tyrosine kinase signaling pathway; positive regulation of kinase activity; protein phosphorylation. NCBI's taxonomy places the organism in Eukaryota, Metazoa, Platyhelminthes, Trematoda, Strigeidida, Schistosomatidae. The transcript is spliced from 7 exons. The record is from RefSeq and is a predicted model, not a curated record. Gene Ontology annotation, molecular function: transmembrane receptor protein tyrosine kinase activity; ATP binding. The annotation marks the transcript as partial.
GUGACCAGCUUAUUGACCUACAGUCUGCUCUCCGUUGCUUUGCUACUCUUAUUCCUAUUCCUAAUUGUAUUACUGAUUUAUCGACGUCGUCACAGAGAUGGAAAAUCUAACAAACACUCAUUUUUUAUUAGUUUCAAUCCAGCAAGACGUUUACAUUCAAGCAGUGGGAAUGGUUCAUCCAUCCUGGGACUAGGUAGUGAUUUAACGACAAGUGGUUUACCGCUUGAUUUAGCUACUCUUGAGCCAUUAUGGAAUCAAGAAGUUAAUUCAUUAUACGGCAUUAGUAAACCUGAUCUUAACAACUUUGAACAAGUCCCACAGAUACCAGCAGCAAAUAUACGUUUUCUACGUUAUAUUGGGUGUGGAGCAUUUGGUAAAGUGUGGGAAGGUUGGCUUCAUGUUCGUGAUGCGAAUGGGGAACGAUUUGAAAAGGUUGCACUAAAAGUACGAAAUUGUAAAUCACUAACUGAAGCUGAAUUUAAACGUGAAGCGACACUUAUGCACAAAUAUCAACAUACAAAUAUUGUACGAUUCUUCGGUGUGUCAUUUGACUCACCUGGACAACAAUGUCUUGUCCUAGAAAUGAUGGAUCAGGGCAAUUUAAGAGAUUAUCUUCACCGUUCACGGCCAAGAAUUGCACCUGAUAUAGCUGCGAAUGUUUUUGCUGCUGCAGCUAUCUGUGCCGCUGCUGGAAGAACAGGAGGUUCUGAUGGCUCGUCAGUAAACACGAGCACAACUAGUACGGCGCCGGCUGGUGGAACGCCAAGUGCUUCAAACGUUAUUACAUUGACAGCACAGUUAGAUCUACCUUCACUAGUCACUAUAAUGAGAGAUAUAUGUCAUGGAUGCCGUUAUCUUGAAGAGCAACACUUUGUCCAUAGAGACAUUGCAGCACGAAACUGUUUAGUGAGUCAUAAUCAUUCAAGUGGACGUAUAGUCAAAUUGUGUGAUUUCGGACUAGCACGAGAUAUUUAUAAAAAUGAUUACUACCGUAAGCGCAAUGAACCCAAAUUACCUGUGAGAUGGAUGUCGCCAGAAGCUAUUCGUGAUGGUUUAUUCACAACAAAAUCUGAUGUUUGGGCGUAUGCUGUUACCUGCUGGGAAGUUUUAACCCUAGGUGCUGACCCAUUUUACGGCCGAGCGAAUGUGGAUGUCAUGAAUUUAGUUAUUGGUGGACACGUUUUGGGACGUCCUGAAAAUUGUCCAGAAGAACUUUAUAAUCAACUACUACAAUGUUGGAGUCGAUUCACAGAAAUGAGACCAACAUUUGGACAGUUAUGCAAAAAGAUGGAUGAAUUCAUUAUGGCUUCACAAAAUAAUCAAAGCCCCUUCUCUCAACCAUUUGUUGUAUCGUUGCCUCUGCCCAAAAGUUUACAAGGUAGAUCAGGACAACAAGCAUCCAUGUAUGGUUCCAACAAACCACAUCACGAAUCAAAUGAUUUAUCACUUUGCAUGCUUUCUAAUAACUGUCAACGUAGGACAUCUCUAGAUGGUGGACGCCCAGUAAGCGACAUGGAUUCAUCGCUAAUUAAUGAGACCAAUCUAUCCCAAGGAAUGAGUUCCAGUAAACAACUUCUACUAUCAUCCAACAAUUCUAAAGACUUGAAGCCAUCGGCAUUUCAUACAAAAAGCCGUUCGUAUGCAGAAACAGCUACUCGUGGUUACAUUGUAACACCUGGUGUUGAAGGCAUUAGUAUGAAUAAGUUCAACUACCGGGAGUCUCGAAUGGAGAACCGGAUUUACACCUCAUCAACUGCCCCACUGGCUGGUGCUUAUGAAUGUUCAAUGUCUGAUCCAUCCACGGAACAGACGACAUUGGCGACUACAUCGAACGGUACUGAAAGUAAUAGACAAGCCUCGGUUAAGCUGAAGUCGCGGUCAAUACAAGGUAAUACGGAGAACAGAAUUGAUAAAACGACAAACUCAACAAAUGCGAUUCUGCAACAUCGACAAAACCAAAUCCAACCACCAAGUUCAAACUUUUGCUUAGACACCUUAUUACGCGAUCAAAAUGGCAUGAAAGUAAAUUCUUACAAAACUUUGGGUUUUCAUGAUAAGAGUGGUAAUCACAGUAAUAAGUUCAAUUCCCUCAGUACCACCGAUGCUAAUAACAGUGAUCAAAGAGGGAGUCAUCUAGUUCCGUUUAAUUACAACCAUGCACACAGUAAACCACUACAUUCUAAAUCAUUUAAUUCAAAAUCAACCAGUAUGGUAGACACUAUGCCUCAUAGUGGUAGUGGGUCAACCAAUAACCGGAGUCUAACAGCUUAUUGGUUAAUGGAAACUGGUGGUGGUGUUGACUCGCUAGGUUAUGAAAGACCAUCACUAAUCCGUACAUCAUUUCCAUCUCAGACGAACUCAGCGAAUUCACAUGGUGAAAAUACUAAUAUUUCAACAUUCAUUGAUCAAAACUGUAACAAUGACUUUCUUGAAAGAGUUAUUUGCAAUCACCAAUCGCUAAAAAAGGCAUCAACUAACGUAUUAACAACCUGAGUUUGAAGCAUUACUGCGGAAGUGACCUUCGUAUGUUACGAAACAAUUAACGCACAAUCACAAAUAUAAAUAAGUACACAUACAGUGCCAUAUUAAAAAGUAUUAAUUAUCGGAUGGCAAGUAUUCUAUUUUAACACACUGAAGUUUAUUUGUUUUCUCUUUUGACUUUAACUGUUACUAUACAUAUGAGAUAGAAAUCAUUACCUGUUUCUUAAUCGUCAAUCAGUUUCUCUGCAUUCAUUCAAAUGGUGUGUAUAACCUAAGUUGAAUGUCUAUAUCUUGCGUAAGUAUAUCUUAUUCUUAUUUCAGAAAUCAAAAUUAUUACUUCCAUGUUUAUCAAGAGAAACAAUGUUAAUAAUAUCGAGCAUUUCGAUUACUCUUCUAAGUUUUUGUAAAUUUUAAAAUCUUUAAUAUAAUGCAUUCUACAUUAAACUACUAUAUUAAAACUAAGUAGCUAACGUUUUUAAAAUAAUUUCUGCUGGCUUAAUCAUAUGUAACUGUCGUUUGUAUCGUCAAAUUAAAGACAACUUUUUCAGGAAA